UAGAGUCUACUCAGUACGGGCCAUAGACUAGGGCUACCACUAGAGUAUCAUCACUGAUCAUCAAAGACUAUCAAUAUGAGAAAAUGGUCGAUCUAUUCAGCUCGCCAAAAUACUGUUGUGCGAUGAUGAAAAGCAUACAAUCCCCUUUUCAUGGCGACAUCUUACUGAACACCAUGAUUAUGAUCUAGCAGUUAUUGGAGGUGGAUCAGGGGGACUGGCUUGUGCCAAAGAAGCUGCUUCUUACAACAAAAAGAUUGUUGUUUUGGAUUAUGUGGAACCAACGCCAAAUGGUACUCAGUGGGGUCUGGGAGGUACUUGUGUUAAUGUUGGAUGUAUUCCCAAGAAGCUAAUGCAUCAGGCUUCAUUACUAGGAGAAGCCAUUGAGGAUUCUAGACACUAUGGAUGGAAGGUUCCUACCGACAUCAACCACUCCUGGGAAGAGAUGGUGGAAGCAGUGCAGAAUCAUGUCAGGUCACUGAACUGGGGUCAUCGAGUGCAACUUAAAGACAAGAGAGUUGAAUAUCUAAAUGCAAAAGGCACCUUUGUAGAUGAGCACACUGUCAAGGCUGUCAUGAGAAAUGGAGAUGAGAGGACGUUGACUGCUGGUAAUAUAGUCCUUGCAACAGGAAUGCGACCAAGAUACCCAACAAAUGUUCCUGGGGCAGUGGAGCAUAGCAUGACUAGUGAUGACCUCUUCUCAUUAACAAAAUCACCUGGAAAAACGCUUGUUAUAGGUGGAAGCUAUGUUGCUUUAGAGUGUGCUGGUUUCCUGAAGGGGCUUGAUUUACCUGUCACAGUGAUGGUGCGGUCCAUAUGCCUCCGAGGUUUUGACCAGCAAAUGGCAGGUUUGGUCACCGGCUACAUGGAGGAUACCGGCAUUGAAUUUCUUUGGCAGUCUACACCCAAGAGUCUUGAAAGAAACAAUGAUGGAACAAUAUCAGUCAGAUGGAGUGACUGCAGGGGACAUGAAGAGAUGGACACAUUUGACACUGUACUCUUUGCUAUAGGAAGAGAUCCUCAAACAACAAAACUUGGUCUGGAAAACACAAGUGUAAAGCUUCAUUCCAAUGGCAAGAUCCUGGGUAGAAAUGAGCAAAGCUCUGUACCACACAUCUACGCCAUUGGCGAUAUAUUGGAGGGUUGUAAUGAGCUGACACCGGUUGCCAUUAAAGCUGGUAAGCUGCUAGCACAUCGACUGUUUGGAGGAAGGUCAGAGGUCAUGGAUUAUGAAAAGGUUGCAACCACUGUCUUCACACCAUUGGAGUAUGGUACAGUGGGACUAUCAGAAGAAGAUGCCAUACAGAGAUAUCAAGAAGAUGACCUUGAGAUCUACCAUGCAUUCUACAAACCAUUGGAAUAUUCUGUAGCUGACAGGUCAUCUGACCAGUGCUAUAUCAAGGCAAUAUGUUUACGGGAAGGAGAGCAAAGGAUCCUGGGAUUGCACAUAGUAGGACCCAAUGCUGGAGAGAUAAUACAGGGUUUUGCAGUAGCCAUCAAAUGUGGUGUGAGCUACAGGCAGCUAGCAUCCACUGUGGGUGUUCACCCAACCUGUGCAGAGGAGCUUGUCAAGCUUCAUAUCACAAAGCGGUCAGGACUAGACCCUACAGUCACAGGAUGUUGAGGUUAAGCCACUCCCUUCUCUCAUCAACCCACCUCUAGUUUUCAUAGUGAAAUUGGUAUUAUGUCAUAUGUAAUCAACCAAAGAAUAUUGAAUUCAAACUAUUGCUCUGUGGAAUAUGUGAUUUGUGUUCCUUUCCUAGUUUCCUGUGGACCAGAAGGGCUGCCAAAUAUGACAUGUUUUGGUCUAUAGCAUUGGUUGAUUUAUUGACGUCUUUUCACACUAUGUAAACAUCUUGAUGGCCUCUUAAAUGAAAAUAUCAACAUCCAAUCAUGACUCCUACAAAAUCAGUCAACGUAGCUGUCAGACGGAAUUAUCAAACCAUUCUUGAACUACUAUUUUCCCCACAUUUUUCCCCAUGAAACAGUGAAAUGGUAUCCCUUUAUUACAAUGAACAUUUGAUAUUGCUCCAUUCAAUAACAGAUCUGCUGUGCACUCUGGGUUUUGGGAACACUCAGCAGCCACAGACAGUUUCAUGGGCACUGUGGAUUUUUAGUCUUUUUUGUAAUUAUGUACCCUUUGGAACAUCAUCGUCUCGAUUAAAUGGUGAAAAGCUGUCAUAAAUUAUGCAUCAGGAAUUUGGAAAAACAUUUUAAAAGUUUAGAGGUGUGGUGGGAGAUAGGAGGAGGGAGUCUCUUUUUUUUGUAAAAUAAGAAAAGUAAUCUGCAUGAUUGUAGGGUGUUAAGCCAGUCAUUACAGCUGCUUUACAGACACAUUAAGGUUGCAGGUAGCUCUGGAUCAAGUAGUUUAUGCUCACACCACGCAAAGCUACAAGUCUAUUGUAUUAUUGAAUCAUAUCAUCAGAUAUUCGGACAGGAUGUGUCCAUAUUGACAAUAAUUACUGAAUAGUUGCCAGUCAUGAUGAGUCAUUGACAAGGCGAUUAAAUCCUGAGCUCAUUUGAUUGUAUUCAGUCUGGGCAGGUGACUGGUCUAGCGCCCUCUAUCAUGUUCCUGUCUCAAUGACAGUCUUUCCUUAAACCGAAAUACGGUGGGUUAGACUUGAGGCGAUUAUGACAGGGAACAAUGAAUAUUCAUGCAUUUUGCUUGGAACCGUUUAUCAGGCUACCAGCAAUGCAGUACAUGUAUUUUGAUUUAAAAAUUAUGCAAUUAUGCUAGAAGAUGAUUACACCAAAGGAUUAUAAUUUAUUGAUAAUGAAUAAAAAGUGUUUGCACUUUCAUAUUCAAAUUUUAUUUAGAUUUAUUCAAAUUUUGGGUUUUACUUGAAUUGUGUGGCUUUGUUCACUACAUUUGUUUGAUUUGUUAUGAAUAAAUGCUGAAAUUGCUGAAUAAUAA
Molecule: messenger RNA, 2911 nt
Organism: Patiria miniata (bat star)
Lineage: Eukaryota; Metazoa; Echinodermata; Asteroidea; Valvatida; Asterinidae
Product: thioredoxin reductase 2, mitochondrial-like
Exons: 17
Coding region: 350-1621 (423 amino acids)
Biological process (GO): cell redox homeostasis; cellular response to oxidative stress; glutathione metabolic process
Cellular component (GO): cytosol; mitochondrion
Molecular function (GO): thioredoxin-disulfide reductase (NADPH) activity; glutathione-disulfide reductase (NADPH) activity; flavin adenine dinucleotide binding
Source: RefSeq, a predicted model, not a curated record